GGAUGGGUCCAGACGAAAGGGUCGGUCGGAGUCGCCGCGGCAGACUCGACCCGCCGGUGACUCAGAUGCAGUUUAAGGCCGCUGAAGAUGAGGAACCCGACGGGGGUUUUCGCUGUGAUUCUCUCUUUGCUGUGCCGAGCGUGGACUCAGGACUCAGUGGUCUACUUGUCCUUCAACGUGGGCAGCGAAGUCGAGCUGAACUGCGGCAACGCGUCAUGGUCAAAGGUGAUGUACAUCAUCUGGAAGAUGGACCUGGUGGGGCAGAAACCCUGCAAGGUGGGCAGAAGCAGCCAGGUCCCGGGCACACCCGCGGACAUCUGCGCAAACGGCAAGGCCCUGCGGAACGCCUCGGAGGACCGCUACUACCUGCACGUCCCCAACUUCUCCGAGCGCGACGUGGGCUUGUACAAGUGCGAGGUGGUUUUCCAAGGAGGAAGCCGGACUUGCAACAUCAGCGUGUCAAUCACAGUUCCUCCCCGGAUCUCCUCCUGGUUGGAACGGAGGGACGACGACAGCACGGUGGCCGUGUGCAAGGCCGAGGGAGGGAAGCCGGCCGCCGCCGUCGCGUGGCGCCACGCCGGGAACUCGUCUUCCGUGGAGACGCGCCGGAGCGCCGGCGGCUUCUUCUCGGUGGAAAGCAACCUAAAACUACCCGAGGGCGCCGGGAACGCCGGAAACUUGACGUGCGUCGUCAAGCAUCCGUUCUGGCAAGGGGAGAAGACGUUGGUGCCGAAGUUCCGAAAAGGUUUUCCGUACACCACGGUGUUGAUUCUUAUAAUUUUCACAGUCCUCGUGGUAUUCGGCACAUUAUUCCUUCUACGUAAGAAGAAAAUCAUGCUCAGCUGCCCGCUGGCCGACUCCUCUCCAUCUGUAUCGGAGCCUAAAGAGGAGGUAGAGGAAGUGGAGCCCUACGCCAGCUACGUGCAACGUGUCAACUCCAUCUAUGACUCUUGAAGUGAAGAAAAACAAACAAACAAAGACAAAAAGCAACACUUGGGCUUCUCUCAACUAAGCCCAACACUCUUGUGCUAUGUUAACAACUAGAAAUGCAGUUGGGAAAACAAACCACUUAGGGAAAAGCA
Syngnathoides biaculeatus (alligator pipefish) is the source of this 1082-nucleotide messenger RNA. RefSeq names its product cell surface glycoprotein CD200 receptor 1. Gene Ontology annotation, biological process: regulation of neuroinflammatory response. The transcript has 7 exons. Bases 88 to 954 code for a protein of 288 amino acids. The record is from RefSeq and is a predicted model, not a curated record. Gene Ontology annotation, molecular function: signaling receptor activity. NCBI's taxonomy places the organism in Eukaryota, Metazoa, Chordata, Actinopteri, Syngnathiformes, Syngnathidae.